Messenger RNA from Diachasmimorpha longicaudata, 687 nucleotides. RefSeq lists its product as uncharacterized. The transcript is spliced from 4 exons. Bases 12 to 677 code for a protein of 221 amino acids. The record is from RefSeq and is a predicted model, not a curated record. NCBI's taxonomy places the organism in Eukaryota, Metazoa, Arthropoda, Insecta, Hymenoptera, Braconidae.
UUCACUUCAAGAUGAUUAUUCUCCUCCAUUUUCUCAUUUUAUUCGCAAUAAAUUCUCACGUGAAGAGUUAUGGAAAAUCUCGAAUAAUGUGGCACGAUUCAGUAUCAUGUGGAUCCACUCCCCCCGACAGAAAGGAAGUUGAUAAAAAAAAAGUUAGAAGUGAGCCCGCAAAGGGCUACAAUUGUGGAGUCCUCGGGAUCGGAGUUGUCCAGAAAAUCCCCUACAACGAAAGUCAUGAUCGGAUACCCGUUGAUUUCUCAUCGGCUUGUGUGAGAUGCGGCUUGUGCAUCGCUAUCGCUGAUAAGAUUAAUAAAACUCUGAUGGCACCGAGCAAUGGAUUAUCAUGUGAUCGAUACUUCGAUAGUGCAGAAGCUGAGGGCAGGUUGAGGACAUUUUGUGGAGAUUCAUUCUCAGGGUACAAACUGAGAGAAAUUCGAGGGAAAAGAUUCAUUGGAGACGAUGUUCCGGGUUCAGUCGUCGUCAAAUCCACGGGAGAAGGCCUGUGGACCCAAAAAUUGAAAGACAAGUGCGAGGAGAUUAUCAGUUCAAUCGAUGAAGAAUAUUUAUUGAAAUAUCUGAGAGCCCGGUGUAACGUUCGUGAUGGCGAUUUGAGGGAUAUUUUGUGCCAGGGGAGGAUGGGAGCAUCGAGAGACUGUCGAGGAAUAUUUGUCCCUUGAUACCAACGAC